Danaus chrysippus (African queen) is the source of this 5811-nucleotide messenger RNA. The record is from the annotation of a GenBank genome assembly. Lineage: Eukaryota; Metazoa; Arthropoda; Insecta; Lepidoptera; Nymphalidae.
AUGUGUGAACAGAGUGAAGUUAAUUAUUUGGAUGGAGAUAUAGUAUGGGUAAAGUUAGGAUCUUGCUGGUGGCCGGGGGAGGUGGUCGGUACAGAGAAACUGCCACCAGACCUCCUACCAUCGUUUCGAAAGCCACCUAUUGCUGUUGUCAAGUUUUUUCAAGAAGAUUCUUAUGAAUAUGUGAAAAAUCUUAAUUCAAUAUUCAAAUACAACUGUAGUAGAAAAAAUGAAUUCAUUAAUAAAGGACUAUAUAUGUAUAGAACUAAACAUGGUCUCAUGGAGAAGUUUCCCGAGGAUGUUAUCAGGGCGGAAACCGCUGUGGGUGGUGAUAUAGCGAUAUUAACGAGAGACGAGUUUCAAGAAACAAAGAAAGAAAGCUAUGCAGGGCUUUUCGGUGAUCCGACAAAGAAAAGUACCCCUCUCCACAAGAAAGGUAAAGGUGGAAGAGGGCGGCCGCCUGACACAGCUAAGCUAUCAACUCCAAUGAAAAAGUUCAAAGAAAAGACGAACUAUAAAGUACAUAUAUUAUUACAAGGAUCAAAAACUCCCAGCCAAAAUAAUGAGACAUUAUCAACACCAUCGACUAGCCGAGCUGGUUCGGAACCCACAGAGAUCUCACCAGAAAAAUCUAUUGAAAAGAAUGAAAAUCAAAGUGAAUCUGAUGAAACCGAUAAAACAACUCAAUCAGCCUCAUUUAGUACUCCAACAAUGACUAGUUCGGGACUGUAUGUAUGUCAUGCCUGUCAGUUUUCAACACAACGCCUCAAUGUACUGAUUCUACAUAACAAAACACAUAGUGUAUCAUUUACACCAUAUUCACCGUCACCAGUUAAGAAGAAAACGGUCAGCAAAAUUAAAUCAACGCCAGUUACAUCUAAAACACCCAAAGAACGCAAGCGUAGGACGGAGAAAUCUGAAAAGAAAGAAAGAAAGACGCAGAGCAAUAAGCGUUCAGCUGAAACAGAGACUGUAUCGGAAGUGAAGAAACCUAAAACUGAUGAAGAAAUUAAAAGCAGUCUCUUAGCGGACUGGGAUGAUGGUGAUGAAGAAUCUGCUGAUGAGGCUUCGACUAUAGUAACAGCCGGUUCACCUGAAGUGCCAAUGGCGGCAGAAUCGCCAGCAGUGCCAACCCCGGCAGAGCUGCCAACCAAUCAGGAUACAGCUGAUGAGAAAAAAGAUUCACCAACCCAAAAGCCGGAAUCAUCCAGCGAUUCCAAAUAUGAAUUCUGUGAGGACGAAGAUUGGCCGAUUGAAACGGAUAUCGGAAGGAAAAUACCUCGCGUCAAGAGCUCCUCGAAACGUAACGGUGAUAAGAAAAGUGUGAGCAUCGAUGAAGAAGAAAUGGCCAGGGAGGUUGCUGAGUUGCUUAACAAAACUACUCUCCCGGAGCUGCCGUCGGCACCGGAACCCUUGAAAGUCGAGGAAAAUUUUCCGGAGGGCUCGAUAGCGAAAUCUCCAGAUAAAAAGACCGAUAAAUCACAAGAUCAAAGUUCUCCUGAAAAAAAAGUUCAAAAUGAUAGCCAACCACCUAAAACAAUAUUCAAAACGAAAACAUUUUUUCGAAGUCGACACUCUAGGAGCCAGGAUGCAAUAGGAAAAUAUGUUGCGGAGCAAUUAAAUGCAGCGGAAAGAAUGGAUCUGUCCGAGAGUGAAUUAAACGGGUCUGAAGUGGCUUUGUCACCAGAAAUAAGGGAAUCGCCUCCACAGACAAAGGUUGCACGUUUGGCGCCAAAGAUACAAUUCAAGAAGAGUAAAGCGGAAGCUGCACAACAAAAGGAAAUAGAAAAACAUAAGACGGAAAAGAUUGACGAAGACUCAACGAAUACUACUAAAGAUGUAGAUAUUCAUGAAGAUACUACUCAUAUAGAAGACAAAGAUAAAGAUGAAAACAUAAUGAGUGAUGUAAGCAUAUCAAACGACGAAAAAUUAUAUAAAAAUAAACAAAAGCAUAACUUAAAAGACAGCACAAACGAUAUUUUAAAUGACGAAGAAAAUUUUGAGACCCCUAAUCAUUCUGAUUCGCAAUUAAAUAAUGUGGUUCCAGAGAAAGAGGAUAGUUCAAAAAUAUUAAGCUUUCCAGAAAAACCAUUUGAGCCGUAUAUGAAUGAGUCGACGGCAUCGGCGGUUGAUGCGUUACUGAGUGUGUCUAGAGAAGCUGAUCGUGUUACUAAAGUUAUAAGUGACGAUCCUCCCGAAGAUUUAUUUGAAGAUGACGUAAAAGACAGCGUACCCGUUAAUAUAAAUGGCUUCGGCGAUAGCGAACACAACAAUAUAACACAAAAUGAAGAUGACAUCGAAAAAACGAGUGAUUUGACUGAAAAAUUGGUGGAUAACGAAGUGUCUGAUGCACAAGUUCGUGAUGAACAAGAGGAGAAACUUCCACAAAAUAGUAUAAAUGAUAAUACGUCUCCGAAACCUCUUAAAGACGUGGAAGACGUAGCAGAAGUCAUGGAUACGAAUAAACUUGAUGUAAUUAAUUCUAAUUUGAUCUCAAUUGAACCCGAUAAUAAUUUUCCCGUUGAAAAUAUCCCGUCUGAAUCUGAUUUGCAAGUGGCAGAAGCUCUGAUUAAUUUACCCACGACUACAUUAAAUAAUAAACUGCCAGACGGCCACACAAACGAAACGAGUGUUAAAGAAGAUAAAGAAACUACAAAUAUCACUAAUGAUGUACCUAUACAAAGCAGUCAAAAUUUCUCCUUAGAAGAAGAACCAGAUAUAUCACCUAUCCAAACAAAAAUGAUAGUUAGUCCAAACAAAGAAAUGAAUUCGCGAUAUGAAACAGAACAAGAGAAAAGUGAAAAUUUAAACGCAGCGAAAUCUUUAGUACAAAUGUCAGAAUCCAUAGACCAUAAAAUAAAAAUGUCUGAAAUGAAAUCACCAAAAGAAAAAAAUAUUUCACAACGAAAAGACGACUUUGCUAAUGAAAGUUCAAUUGAAGCAACGCAAAAGCUAACUGUGUCUACGAAUGACUUCAGCAAUGAAUCUAAAACACAUUGCGGUUCACCAGAUUUACAUUUACAUUCACCGAAAUUGUUGAAAAUCCUGGAAGAACCGGGUUUACCUAAGAUAGCUGCUAGAAGAACUGUUACAAAACAAAUCAUUGUUCCACGAAAAGAGAAAAUUUUAAAUGUUGAAGCUGGAAAAUCGCCUUUAAAACCAAAAACGCAAUCACCCAAACAAAAAAUAAUUAUUCGCAGAACUACACCAAGUAAAAACUUGCUAAACAAUAUCGGUGAAAUAACGACACCCGAUAAAAUAAUUUUAUCCCGAACAAAUAAACCGUCACAAGAUGGGUCGUCUGUGCAAACCUAUACAAUUCAAACCUCUCCCGACAUAUCACCUACAAGCGAUCCUAAUACUAUCAUAAUUCAGCCAAAACUUCGUCAGGUUGUGAAACCAGUAUCUAAAUUACAAAAAAUUAAAUCUCAACCCCAAACAAUAAUUGCCCCUAGUAAAGAAACUAAAAUUACACAAAACACGAAAAGUAAGGAUGACUCUGUAUUUGAUAUUAAUUCUAUGCCAAUCGUGUUGACACCAGAGAGUAUUGAGAAAAUGCCUAUCGUUAUGUCCGAUGGAAAUAUCAUAACGAACUCUAAUAAUCCACCAAAACUAGUGAAGACCAAACAAACUAUAGCGGACAGCGGAAAGAUGUCGCCCGGGCCUAUUAAAGAAAUAAAACCCAUGAUAAUGAGCAACGAAGUAAGUAAAACUACUACACCAAAUAUUCUCUCAAAAUCACAAAAAUUACGAGGAUCAAAACCAAUGCUUGUGAUAGAUAAGACUACAGGCAAACAAAAAAUUAUAAUGACGAAGACGGAACCAUCGAAAGAAGUUAAACAGCAACCGACAUUGAUACAAUCAGCACCUCAGAGUUCACAGAAAGCGGAGAAGUUCAUAAUUUUACCAUCACAGAACUCCCCUCGCUCUGGGAGGACACAAAAAAUUGUUAUCGAUCCUCAAACUGGUAAGGCGCAUGUUCUUGUAGGAAAAACAGAAUCCCAAUUAAGUACAGCCGAAAGUACUAAACCGGUUUCAGCGAAAUUGAUACCAUCGCCAUCAGAUUCUAGCACCCCCGGUAAUACCGUUAUGAUAAUUACGAACGCCCAAGGAGGACAAUCAAGAAUAGUACUCACACCCGAACAUGAGAAAAUAUUGUUCCCAAACAAGCAACAGCCAGCUAUGUCUCAACUUAAACCUGUAACGCAUCGUAUUACAUCAGGAACGGGAGCUGUACAAAAAACUGUAGUUUCCACAGCUGCAGGGUCUACGAAAACUCAAACGCGAAUCGUCCCUAAACAAAAGAGUGCUAUAAUUACGUCCAAGGGUCAACUAAUAGUGGGUGGCCGAGUAGCGACCACUACUCAAAACAUUGCACCAUUACCUGAAAUUAGACCAGCACCAAAACGAAUUAUGGCCUCGGAGCCCAAGAGAUUAGUCCAAACAAUACAGAAAAAUUCUUCGGAACCAUUAAUAUUCUUACGCCAAAAUUCCAGCGCUGUGAUGCAACUUACUGUAGCUCAAUUCGAACAUCUCCAAAGAACCGGUCAAAUAAUACAGAAAGCCCCUACGCCUGUACAAGAGAAUAAAAUAGUUGUCCAAAAGUCGAUUACCAUUUCUCCAAAAGAACCAGUGUCCUCAAUACAAAAGCAAAGAGUCAGAAAACAGGCAAACGAGUCUCCCGCCCCUAUGAAAAAAAUUAAACAUGAAAUAGCGAUAGCACCAGCACCCGCACCUGUGACUAUGCCAGCCCUUACACCAAUCGCACCCCCACAAGUACCGAACGUUUCGAGCACUACUACCAAUAUGUCAACCUCUAACUACUCAGAUUUGGAAAACCUUGAAGAACUUUUGCCAUCAACGGCAAUAGUACGACAGUCUGAACCGACGCUAAUACAGCCUCAGUCUGAGCUCAAUCAGCCUCCGCCUGCCGGUCUCUCUGAUGGACAACUGCUGGCAGUGCCUGGAGAACACUUCGGAGGGCCGACUGGGUCAUUCUACCUAUGUGUCGAAGAUAAUGGCAACUUCACCGCGAUAGACAAUCGUCCGUUAAUACUUGAAAACAAUCAAUUAGUGCCGAUGCCCGAUCCUUUGCCGGUGCCGAUCGCUCAACCCGAACGUAGGGACAUUUUAGAGGCCGCGCUGGCUAAUAGUGAUGUUUUCCACGGUGAAACAACGCGCGACGAGGCUCCAGAUUUUAGAGAUUUAAAUGCGAACGUUUCGGUUCACUGCCGAGUGUCGGAAACUAGCACAACACUAAACCAGCCCAUCAUGACGCCGGUCGAAGUACCUUCGAAAGUGGACAGCGAACCUACAACGGUCCCGUCUAACUUAGAGGACGGAUUGGCCGUUAUAGGUGUCACACCACACACCGUGCCUACAUCACUCGAGCUGCCGAUAACUGUAACCGAUCCUAGGAUAGCGCCUAAAACAACGGAUCCGCUUAGCAACAAUAACUACGGAACAUCCUUACUACCUUCUCCAAACACGGAGUUGACGUUCACGUCCACCACAGAAGAUACUGAUAUAUCAAUGGUCGGCCCGAUAUCGAUGCCGAUUUUGACCGAUGAUGAUAACGUCGGGAAGUCCAUGCCGAUUCUGACGGAUGAAGUAACGGAACGAACGGUAUCGUCAGUGGAUUCUACAAUCGGAUCUCCUUCAUCCUUAGAUGUGAGGGAAUCGGAGAACGAAGACAGCAGUCAGUGGCCGCGGAGACUCCUCACUCCGUGCUCAGACACGUCAGAAACCUCAUCAGAAAUACCUUUACAACCCGUCAUGCAACUAUCAGUGAAUGAUCUGUCACACGACAGUUAA